Messenger RNA from Jaculus jaculus (lesser Egyptian jerboa), 630 nucleotides. RefSeq names its product C-C motif chemokine 3. Gene Ontology annotation, molecular function: CCR chemokine receptor binding; chemokine activity. The record is from RefSeq and is a predicted model, not a curated record. Lineage: Eukaryota; Metazoa; Chordata; Mammalia; Rodentia; Dipodidae. Gene Ontology annotation, cellular component: extracellular region. Gene Ontology annotation, biological process: immune response; G protein-coupled receptor signaling pathway; lymphocyte chemotaxis. Bases 56 to 322 code for a protein of 88 amino acids. The transcript has 3 exons.
GCCCAGCCCCUUCUCGGCUCUGCCCAUACUUGAGGCCACCUGCUCGCUCGGCACCAUGAAGGUCCCCCUAGCUUCUUUGGCGGUCCUGGCUCUCUGCACCCAGGUCCUCUCAGGCCCGUAUGGUGCCAAUACUCCCACCUCCUGCUGCUUCUCCUACAGCUGGCAGAUUCCACGGAAAUUCAUAGUUGAUUACUUCGAGACCAGCAGCCUGUGCUCCCAACCGGGUGUCAUCUUCCUAACCAAGAAAGGCCGGCAGCUCUGUGCUGACCCCAAGGAGUCCUGGGUCCAGGAGUACACCGCUGACCUGGAUCUGAAAGCUUGAGUGGCUUGGAGGAUGAAGCACCGGUUGGUCUCCAUGGACUCUCUGAGAGCAGGAGUGUGCCUCAGAAAUACCCCUGCAACCUCCACAGUUCCCGUUCCUAUGGGCUGCUUGACAAACAACUACACUCAGAGACUCUUAACUUAAAUUUUAAUUUAUUUAAUACUAUUAAUUUUGUACUAUUUAUUUCUUUAUAGUUUAUUUUUAUUGUCACACUGUGUUGUGACUAUUUGCUCUGAAAGAUGUCAGGACAUGUCCCUUGUCACCUACCUCCUUAUUCCCUUUUGCUCACACUGUGCUUGGUGACAGUU